AAACCGCCAAAAAAAAGAACGAAACAAAUAAUCCCAGCACGGACCUCAAAGAUUGUCCCCUCUGUGUCAUCCUCCUUUCCAUGGCCAUGGUCUCGCUCUCUUCAUUUUCUCUCCUCUUCGUCCUCCUCGCGGUGGUCAACGACCAAAUCGGCGUCACCGGAGAAUACUUUAAACUCCCAUUGCUUCGCAAAACCCCACGUCUAUCCCCUACCCAGUCCCUCCUGCUCGACAUUCACCGCCUUUCUCAUCUCCACCGCAGCCGUCACCACCACCACCGCAAACAGAAGGGAAUCAUCAAAUCUCCUCUUGUUUCCGGAGCAGCGUAUGGGUCGGGUCAGUACUUCGUGGAACUCCGGCUUGGCUCUCCCCCACAGUCUCUGCUACUAGUCGCCGAUACAGGCAGCGAUCUCCUCUGGGUUACCUGCUCCGCGUGUCGCCACAACUGCUCCUUUCUCCAUCCUUCCGGCUCUACAUUUCUCGCUCGCCAUUCCUCCUCCUUCUCCCCCCAGCACUGUUUCGACUCUACCUGUGACUUAGUACCACAUCCGGACCCAAACCCGUGCAACCGGACCCGACUCCACAGUCCCUGCCGCUAUGAAUACGAAUACUCCGACGGGUCCCAAACAAGUGGCUUCUUCUCCAAGGAAACGACGACGUUGAAAACCAGCUCCGGAAGGGAAGCCAAGCUCGAGAACCUCUCCUUCGGGUGCGGUUUUCGUAUCUCUGGUCCUAGUCUCUCCGGCGCCAGCUUCAAUGGUUCCCACGGAGUGAUGGGCCUUGGCCAGGGAUCCAUUUCGUUUGCUUCGCAACUGGGCCGCCGUUACGGGAACAAAUUCUCUUACUGCCUCAUGGAUUACACAUUAUCUCCGCCGCCCACAAGCUACCUCAUGAUCGGCGGCAACCAGCUCGCCGUCUCGAAAACACCAAAAAUAAGCUUUACUCCGCUGUUGAUCAACCCACGGUCUCCUACAUUUUACUACAUUGGAAUCAAAAGUGUUUCCGUCAACAACGUGAAAUUGCAGAUUGACCCUUCUGUUUGGUCUCUCGACGAGAUGGGAAACGGCGGGACAGUGAUUGAUUCCGGCACGACUUUAACUUUCUUACCAGAACCAGCUUACCGUCAGAUUCUCUGGGAGAUGAAACGGCGAGUGAAGCUGCCGAGUCCGACCGAGCCGACUCCGGAUUUCGACCUCUGCUUGAACGUAUCAGGCAAUGCGAUGCCGCAACUGCCCAGAUUAAGCUUCAAACUGAGCGGCGACUCGGUGUUCGCGCCACCGCCGAGGAACUAUUUCAUCGAGACGGAGGAGGGAGUGACGUGCCUGGCGAUUCAACCCAUUAGUACGGGAACGGGCUUUUCCGUUAUAGGGAAUCUAAUGCAAGAAGGGUUCUUAUUCGAGUUCAACAGGGACAAGUCGCGGCUCGGCUUUUCACGCCAUGGCUGCGCACUGCCCUGACAGUUUGGUUAGUAGCAGUGGUGUGGAAACAACUCACUGAGUCCAGAACUCGAUGGGUUAUAUAUAUAUAUAUAUAUAUUUGGAAAAUAUUUGAUGAUUUAAUUUUAAUGUUGGUGAAAUAUUAGUAAUUA
Messenger RNA from Rubroshorea leprosula, 1585 nucleotides. The record is from the annotation of a GenBank genome assembly. NCBI's taxonomy places the organism in Eukaryota, Viridiplantae, Streptophyta, Magnoliopsida, Malvales, Dipterocarpaceae.